AUGACUUGCGCUGAAGCGCCAACUCCUGGUUCUUGCAUCGCUGUGGUAGGUGGUCGGCGGUUGUCUCUCAGCUCCAGGCGAGCCUCUUUCCUGUCGUGGUCGCCAACCGUUGUCGCCUCCUGCUCUGUUGGAUCAUGCUGCGCCCCGGUCUCUCCCCAGUUCAGGGCUUGGGAUUCGUUCUGCUCUGCCUGGUUCUCGGAGCCAGCCAGUCAUAUGCAUUUGAACUUGAUUUGAAGGAUUCAAAAAAUGCCACUUGCCUUUAUGCAAAAUGGCAGAUGAAUUUCAACAUAAGCUACGAAACUAUCAACAAAACUACUAAAUCCGUUACUCCAGGUUUUAGCAAUGUGACAUAUAAGGGAAGCUCUUGUGGGGAUGACGAGAAUGGUCCCAAAAUAGCAGUGCAGUUUGGGUCCGCUUUUUCCUGGUCUGUGAAUUUCACCAAGAAAGCAUCUCACUAUUUGAUCGACAGCAUUUCAUUUUCCUACAACACUAGUGAUAACACAGUAUUUUCUGGCGCUAAAGACAAAGGAAUUAUUAAUGUUAGUGACUCUGUGAAAAUUGAAAUUCCUUUGAAUUCCAUGUUUAAAUGCAAUAGUUUAUUAACGUUGAAGAUGAAUGAUGUUGUGCAGAACUACUGGGGAGUUGUUGUGCAAGCUUUUGUUGAAAAUGGCACAGUGAGCAAAAAAGAGUUUCUGUGCGAUGAAGACAAGCCUUCUACUACAGUGACACCUGUCACCCACACCACCGUGCCAUCUUCUACUACAACUCCCACUCCAAAGGAAAAACCAGGGGUUGGAACCUAUUUGGUUCGUAAUAGCAACGGUACUUGUCUUCUGGCUACCAUGGGGCUGCAGCUGAACAUCACUCAGGACAAGGUUACUUCGGUUAUUAAUGUCAAUCCCAACUUAACUGACUCCACUGGCAGCUGCUCUCCUCAAACUUCUCAACUUAGGCUGAAUGGCAGCACCAUUAAGUAUCUUGACUUUGUCUUUGCUGUGAAAAAUGAAAAUCGCUUCUAUCUGAAGGAAGUGAAUGUCAGCUUGUUGGUUAAUGACUCUGUUUUCAGCAUUUCAAACACCAAUCUUAGCUACUGGGAUGCCCCGCUGGGAAGUUCUUACAUGUGCAACAAAGAGCAGACUAUCUCAGUGUCUGAAGCAUUUCAGAUAAAUACCUUUGAUCUAAGGGUUCAACCUUUCAGUGUGAUAGAAGGAAAGUAUUCUACAGCCCAGGAGUGUCCGCUGGAUGAUGACACCAUUCUAAUACCAAUUAUAGUUGGUGCUGGUCUUUCAGGCUUGAUUAUCGUUAUAGUGAUUGCUUACCUAAUUGGCAGAAGAAAAAGUUAUGCUGGAUAUCAGACUCUGUAACACAAAUCCACAUGAUGAUCUCUGUUACAAAAUAAUAAAGCAAGUACAAGUUCCAACAUACAAUACUGUUUAAUGUAUAUUUUAGUUGUAGUUUUUGUCUCAGAAUGGGUGGUAUGGAGGACUUUGAACUUCAACAAAAAAAUCCCCUAAAAAUAUGAACUGAAAAUUUGUCAUGUAAUUUUGAUUUACCCAGCCAAGGAAUCUUAAGCUGUUAUUUUUAUAGCAAAAAGCAUAUUGCACAUAUGACCUGGAUUGUAGGUCCUAUUUUACCAUUUAGAAUUGGUAUCACAGUGUUUUCACUUUAUAUUUUCUGACUGGAAAAUACAGUUAAAAAAUCGAUUUUUAAAAAGAGUUUUUCCCACUGCAUGUAGUUGAAUUGGGGAACACAUUCUAUAGUGGAUUUGUACUUGCUCUUCUUGGAUUAUUUUGUGAUUUUCCUUGCAGAUUAAUUCAGCUACUUUGGCACUGCUGCAUAUUUGACCUAUGAGAGAUACAGCUAGUAGAUUUGAACAGGGCCUAGUAUUAUGUUCUUAGCAAUGAAUGCUUUUCUAAUGCUUUUUGAAUAUACUUUUAUUUAAUGUCGCUGUAAUGACAAAAGAUAUCAAGGCUUUAAAAUUUUUAGAAUAGAUGUUAAUGUUUAAUCCUUUAAAAAACUGGAUAUUUCAUUAUUUUAAAUUGCAACACACAAGACUGUUCCAACUGGGCAUUUUAAUCAAUCUUUAGGUGCUUGACGAUAAUUGCUAGGCAGUGCCAAUUGAGGGCAUUAGUCUUUUGUACCUGUAAAUUGGCUUCUAUAUGCAGUACUAAAAUUAAUGCAGUUUUCUCUUAAGUAUUCCAGUAUUUCUUGCUGGUGGUAAAUGCAUUUUUCCUUUUUUCUUGAUGAAGAAAUACCAGUAUGUCCCAGAACCUAGAUAAAAAAAAGUGCCCUUACACUUACAAAAUAACUUGCUCUAACUCAAGCCUUGGUCUUCCCAUAGUUCAUUAAAAAGUUGUUCUAUGUUUUACUUUGCAUUGAUUGCCAUAACAUUUACUAAUUUGGCUUUUACAUUUGAAUGGUUAUGUGCUAAUCAAAGCUUACAUUAUUAUUGUUUAUUAUGAUAGAGUCAUUGUUAAUUCAUGUACUCUUUAUAUUCAGUCUUAUGCUGUGAGAUGCACCAAUUGUUCAUUCACCAUGCAGUAAAUAAUGUUUAUAUGAGAAAGCGAAGUAUUUCAGCUUAUUAGUUAACAUAGCUAGUAUUUCUUAAAGCUUCUAGGAGAUGCUGUUGGAAUGGCUGAACAUAUAUUUAAAGAUUGGUAAUAUGCAGCCAAAUGGAAGGUUCCUAUGUUUUUUUGGGGAAAUUAUUAUAUGCCUUAUAUUCAGUAGAAAAUGAGGGAAUAUGUGGGUUCUAAAAUACAGAUGUUGAAUGCAUCAAUACAAACACACAUACUCAUGGAUAUAUAGGUAAUUGCAUGGCAGCAUGUGUAUGUCUAUAACUGUCUUUUGAUUCAUACUGGUAUGAUAAAUAUUUUUCUUUCACUUAAAUUAGUUUUCUCUUUAGCUUUGAAACAUUACUGGUUCAGAAUCAGAUUCUUGUCUAACCCUUCUGUUAGAGCUACAUUGAGCUGCAUUUCCAGUUUAAUACAUUUCUUAAUGACUAAAUAUAAAUCUGAUUUUUUAAAAAGCUUUUUAUUUAAAUUGUGUUUCAAUGUAACU
This is a messenger RNA of Ochotona princeps (American pika), 3057 nucleotides long. It is a transcript of the gene LAMP2, whose product is annotated as lysosomal associated membrane protein 2. Lineage: Eukaryota; Metazoa; Chordata; Mammalia; Lagomorpha; Ochotonidae. The record is from RefSeq and is a predicted model, not a curated record. Bases 135 to 1364 code for a protein of 409 amino acids. Gene Ontology annotation, cellular component: membrane. The transcript is spliced from 9 exons.